AUGAAGACAAGCAGUGCCCUAUGCCACUUCAUCAAGAACAACCUGCUCCUCGUCUCGACCUUCGCAGCGGUCCUUCUCGGGAUCAGCGCCGGCCUGCUCGUCAAAGAAUUUUUCACGCCUAAUGCCGAGGCGAUUCGGUUGAUCAGCUUCCCGGGCGAGAUGCUGCUCCAGAUGUUCAAGAUGAUUGUCGUGCCGCUGCUCACCGUCGCACUGAUCGUCGGUGUCGGAAGUAUGGAUCGAGACGAGAUGGGCCAUAUCGGAGGGACGGCGGUGGCAGUUUUUGGCGGAACGACCAUUGCAUCGGUGUUGAUCGGUCUCUUGAUAAUGAUUGCCGUUCAUCCGGGCGAUCAACACUCGGGCCUUUUGGCGGACCCAAAUCUGAAUAACUAUGACGGGGGCCAUCCGAUCGACCCGUGGGACUCGAUCCUCGACUUGAUCAGAAACGCUUUCACGGACAACAUCGUCGACUCGGCCAGCCGACUGCAGGCUACUGUCAAAAAUAAAGCGGGCCGCGGAAAGGAGAUGACAAAAUAUUGGGUGAAGGUUGAGGACGGGAAUCGGACCCGUUUCGAGGAGCGCGAGAUGCUGACCGAUGUGCCGGGCACUGAAUUGAAGAAGACGGUCGUGAAGAAGGAUGGCAGUAAUGUGUUAGGACUGGUCACCUUUGCCCUGACGCUAGGGAUUAUCAUGUCUUCUAUGGGUGAAGAAGCUGAGCCGCUGAUGAAGCCUCUGCGGGUUCUUGACAAGGCAGUAGCUACCGUGGUGACGCUCAUCGUGUGGUACUCCCCGAUCGCCAUCGUGUUCCUGAUCGCCGGCCAGCUGAUCCAAGUCGAUGACCUCGGGCGAACAUUCAAGCAGAUGGGCUACUAUCUCGGCAUUGCCACGAUGUGCCAAAUCUUGGUGUUCGUCCUCCAAAACACGCUCUUCAUGGUGCUCACCGGGACCAAUCCGUUCAAGCUGGUCCAUAGCCAGCUCAAGGCUAUCGCCAUCGCGUUUGCGACUGCUUCCAGCACCGGCACAAUCCCGGUGAACAUGGAAUGCAUCGAGAAGAAUAUGGGCGUCAACAAACAGAUUUCCCAAGUCAUCAUACCUGUUGGGGCGACGAUCAACAUGAACGGGACCGCGAUGCAUAUUGCCGUCUCUUGCAUGUUCAUCGCCCAGCUAAAUGGAAUGACCCUUGGCUUCUCCCAAUGGAUCAUGAUUGCGGUCACAUCGCCACUGGCUGCCCUCGGCGCCGCUGGAAUUCCGGCGGUAUCUUUGGUGACGAUGACCAUCGUGCUAACUGCCAUCGAUGUGCCGCUUGCCGGCAUCAGCGUCGUCAUCCCCAUCGACUGGAUAUUAGAUCGCUUCCGGACCGUGAACAACACCUACGGCGAUGCGAUGGUGGCAUGUCUGAUUCAACACUACUUUGGCAAAAAGUUGGCCGAGGGCGAUUCGGAACGCCAGCUUGAAAGCCAAUCCCAGGAUAGGGAUUCCACAAAGUCGGCCCCGGCCACUCCGACGCACACGACGCGCGAAGUGGUCAGCCAUGAUACGCAGUCGCACAAAUCGCAAGAUCACCACGGGGACACCCCUCCAAGGCCGGAAACCCCACGAAGCCUUCAUAAGCCAGCGAAGAACCUCACCGAGUACCUGAACAACAUGAAUCAGGAG
Mesorhabditis spiculigera is the source of this 1653-nucleotide messenger RNA. Lineage: Eukaryota; Metazoa; Nematoda; Chromadorea; Rhabditida; Rhabditidae. The record is from the annotation of a GenBank genome assembly.